Molecule: messenger RNA, 283 nt
Organism: Dentiscutata erythropus
Lineage: Eukaryota; Fungi; Glomeromycota; Glomeromycetes; Diversisporales; Gigasporaceae
Source: the annotation of a GenBank genome assembly
CCAAUUAAAUAUUUGUCUGGCUACAAUUUUAGAUAAGAUGCAUUACUUAGACCUAGGCUUAUUAAAUAAUACUUGUGAAAAAAUAGGAAUUGAUGAACUUAACAAGCAGUUAGCAAAAAUUUCAAGAUUUUCUGGACUUAAAGUGUUUAAUAAAGGUCUUGGAAAUAUCAAACACUUUACAGCUGAUAAAUUUCACAAUAUGAUGAAGGUUUUUCUUUUUGUUGUUAAAGAAAUUAUCAUAAAAUAUCAUAAAAUAUCAAUUGAAGAAAGUGUAGCAAAAUGA